AUGGGAGAAAACAAAAGCUUUGACGCAACAGAUUUUUUUGCUGGUCAACCAAACCUUCCAACUAUACUGGAAAGUGAUGAGGUACCAAAAACUUUUACGUCUUCCCCGCUUGCUUCUCCUCUAAUGUCUCUGGAUCAAAAGACUAAUGCUAAAAGUAAUACGACAACGACCUUGCCUAAUGGAACACGUUCAAAUACUCCAGAUACAGACGAAACAGCAGUUGAAGUAGGAAAUAGCACGACAAGUUCACCAAAGACUCCGUCAAGAAAUAGUAGUAGGUCAAAUACUCCAAGUAGCGAAAAAGGUUCUAAGCGUAGUAAUAAGAGCACACCUUCUUCGCCCGUUUCUCGUACAAUAAAUAGUCGUUCAAACACCCCAGACAUAAAUAGAUUAUCUCGAAGGGUGAAUAGGGAAUCGACUUCAACUCCAACAGGUUCUCGAACUCCUUCCCGAAGUCGUUCAAAUACUCCGGAUAUCUCUAAACGGAAAAAUACUACAGGAUUUUUACAGACUGAAAAUCAUGAAAUGAAACCAAUCAGAGAACCACUUACUAGCAGUAAUUUUAUACAUCUUGGCGUUCCCGGUGAAAUCAAUUUUCCUUCUGCCAAUAUACGUGAAUUAACAAUUGGAGUCUUUCAUGUCUUUAAUCCAACGGAACAUCAAAUUUCUUGGAGUUUAACCCCAGCUGAAAAUGCAUUGUUUCGUCGUUUAGGGACCGCAACAAAUGCUGCUACAAAAGUUGAUGAUGACAUUUUCUUGGUAACAAAACCAAGGGGAUUUCUAGGUCCAAAACAUGCUGAAAGGGUUGAUGUACAUUUUCGUCCGUUAGGUGUUGGGACUUAUAUACAAAAAUUUGUGUUGGAAGAUGCUUCAGGAAAUCUCACAAAUAAUGUAGAUGCUGUUAGUAUGAGCUUUCAAGGGAUCGCUACUGAAAAUACUUUUAGUACUUUAUUACAAAAACAUAAACCCUCAAAAAAAGAAGUGAAAUUUGAAGUUGAAGGAUCUGAGGUCAAGUUGCCCCCUACGAGGGUUGGAAAGCAAAGAUCCAUGGGUAUUAAAAUAUCAAAUGUUUCAAAGGAAUCAAUUAGACUGAAUUGUAAAGUUGAAACUUCAACUGGUCCUGGAGGAAAAUAUGUUUUAUCUCUUCCAAUGAAUAGUGUCGUAAUUAAAUCUGAGGGGUUUGCUAUCCUUCCCGUUCGUUUUCAACCAAGAGCAGAAGGUGAAGUUAAGGGUAUUGUUACAAUACAAUCGGCACAUAACAACGAAGUUAAGGUCGAUAUUGUCGCAAAAGGCGUGUUGGACAAUCGACACACCAUAUAG
Molecule: messenger RNA, 1320 nt
Organism: Funneliformis mosseae
Lineage: Eukaryota; Fungi; Glomeromycota; Glomeromycetes; Glomerales; Glomeraceae
Source: the annotation of a GenBank genome assembly